Messenger RNA from Vigna angularis (adzuki bean), 2187 nucleotides. Its product is annotated as polyadenylate-binding protein 2. Bases 1426 to 1926 code for a protein of 166 amino acids. The transcript has 6 exons. The record is from RefSeq and is a predicted model, not a curated record. Gene Ontology annotation, molecular function: RNA binding. Lineage: Eukaryota; Viridiplantae; Streptophyta; Magnoliopsida; Fabales; Fabaceae.
GGAGGAUGAAGCUGCUGCUUUGCGAGAGAUGCAGGCCAAGGUCGAGAAGGAAAUGGGAUCUGUUCAAGAUCCUGCAACUGCUUCUGCGAGUCAGGCCAAUAGAGAGGAAAUAGAUUCUCGAUCAGUCUUUGUAGGCAAUGUCACGUUUUCUGCUUCCACCUACAAGUUUUCUGGUUUUGUAUUGCAGCAGUUGAAAGUAUAUGUUAUAAUAUAUUUGGAGGGUAAAACUGUUAGCAAUGUAUGCUAUUAAAAAAAUGGAGUUGAAAAACAAAAUAUACAACACAAAAGAAACAUUGAGUUAUAAAGGUGAUGACAAGAGCGUUAAACAAGUAUUUGUUGAGGGAAGUGAUUUUUGUGGUUUUGUGAAUUUCCAUAUUUUUCUAUUGGAACGAAAAAAGGCAAGAAAAAUAGAAUAGGAAGUCAUCAAAGGUGAAAAGGAAAAAUCUUUAACUAGGACUUUUUUGUAUCAGUAUACAUUCCAAGUGUUAGCAAUGGGAUAUUGACAGGAAACCAAUUAAGUGUGGAUUGGAGAUAAAGAAUCCGGAUUCCUACUGUUGAGAAGAGGACAUAUUUUAUGGGUACAAUGCUAUGCGUGCAUAUCCGUCACUUGGUCAAACUUUCUGUGGUGCUACUUCAUGUAAUACUUAUUCUCUCCUAUGGUGAGGGACUGUUAUCAUUCCCUUUCUCUACUUUGGGAUUAGACUAUUGUCUUUUUUAUUCUCUGAUACACUUUACACCAGAGAAAACUAAAGAAAAAUUGGAAAAAUAAAGUGAUCAAGAAGGAAGGUGGUGCACUUCAGUGAGUGGGGUUCUCAAAAUCCUAGGUCCUCUCAUUGGGAGGUAGAAAGGCACAAUUAUAUUGUUUAAAUAUAUGUAAAACAAAUGAGGAAUAAUAGCAAUAAUAAUAAAAUUUCGCUCACAAUAGCAUAUAAGUAUCUUGUAAUUAAAAAUUCAUAAAAGAUUUUAGUUAUUACAAGAUUUUUCAAAAACAGAUACUUCUUGAUGAUAUUUUUAAUGAGAAAAAUCUGAAAUUAAGUGGAAGAAGCAGGAAAUGCAAAGGCAUCACCUGUGGACCAGCAAAGCAUGAAACUUUGCAUAUGACUAACAAAUUACCCACAAAUCAGCUAAUAAUGGAAACCAAGGAUAGUUGCAGGUACAGAAGUUAGCCCAGAUAUGAUUCACUCAGAAACAGAGACUUCCAAACCACCAAGGCGGCACAUCCCAGCAGCCAUCUAGUUGCUCAAGAUUGCAGGCAGAGCUUCAAAUUACACUGUGGCAGCAGCAGCAGCAAUGGUUUGAAGAACCCACUGAAUAAUAUUUUCUGGAUUUACACAAAAUUCCACUCUCUAGUUUUUUUCCCCAUUUGUCUGCUGGUACUUUAUUCUGUGCCCUACCUUGCAUUUUUGGGAUAAAUCUUGCUACCGCAUGGACAGGCAAAAUAUUUCUGCAUCCAUGAAACUUUUCAGCUUGCUAAAACAGCCAUGUUUCAGAUAUAACACAUGGCGGCUAAGAGAUGAUUUUGGUUUUGUUUCUUCCUCAAUCUUAAAUGGGCAGGUGGACUAUUCAUGCACUCCUGAAGAAGUGCAACAGCAUUUUCAGUCUUGUGGAACAGUAAACAGAGUCACCAUUCGAACUGAUAAGUUUGGCCAACCCAAGGGUUAUGCUUAUGUUGAGUUCCUUGAGGUGGAAGCUGUUCAGGAGGCCCUUUCGUUGAAUGAAUCUGAACUUCAUGGGCGCCAAUUAAAGGUGACAGUUAAAAGGACCAAUAUACCAGGGAUGAAACAGUAUCGUUCCCGCCAGGCGAAUCCUUACGCUGGGGGCUUUCGAGGCAGAACCCCAUAUGCACCUCCCUUUAUCUAUUCUCCAUAUGGAUAUGGAAAGGUCCCAAGGUUCAGAAUGGCAAUGCGCAACAGCCCCUACUAUUAACUGUCCAAUUCGGGUAGGAUGGACUAAACUAAAUGACUCCCUUCUACUCCUACGUAGUGUCAUGGUCGGAGUUUUGGCCAUUGAACAUGGGGGAGGGAAAAUCCAACCAGUUCUGUGAGGAUUAAGCGUUUACUUAUCAGCCAACCUUGUAAAAGUGUGGUGUUUGCAUUGCUUUGCUUUAGUAUUGUUAUAUUAUAUUGGAUUAAGUUCGUGUAAAAGUUUCCUUCGCAAGUGUGAUUAAUACAUGGGUUUUGGGUUUUA